This is a messenger RNA of Rhopalosiphum maidis (corn leaf aphid), 2873 nucleotides long. RefSeq lists its product as uncharacterized. The coding region runs from base 371 to 2515 and encodes 714 amino acids. Gene Ontology annotation, cellular component: mitochondrial outer membrane. The record is from RefSeq and is a predicted model, not a curated record. The transcript has 8 exons. Gene Ontology annotation, biological process: mitochondrial protein catabolic process; mitophagy by internal vacuole formation. NCBI's taxonomy places the organism in Eukaryota, Metazoa, Arthropoda, Insecta, Hemiptera, Aphididae.
UUCAAACACCCAGUCUCCGGAGAGUCUCUCACCUGACCAGUUUCGCCAGCGUGACCAGCCGCGCACGUCGUAGUCAGCUGCCACACAGUGCGCCGCCGCACCACAUUAGAACACGAACCGCAUAUUGACCGUGCUAAACCGCGUUCGCAUCAUCUGAUCGUGACAACGCGGUGUAAUAAUUAUUGUAAUCUCGUAGUAUUAUCGGACGUGGUACGAGCGCGUGUUCGUUUUUUUUUUAGUCGCCCAUCGAUUCCAUACACGCGGACGUCCGCGCGGGUUUUCGUCGAGACGCGACGUUAUCGUUUCCGGCCGCCGCCACCGAGUGUUCCGGCCGUACUCCGGAUAUACGGAGUGUUAUGCGUGACGCGACAUGAACAGAUACUACGAGGCGUACCCGAAAAGCGGCGGAACCAUGCUCACCCUGCCGCCGCCGCCGUUGUCCGACCCGUCGGCCACGUGGAACUCGUACAGCUCCGAACCGGUCAAGGGACUGGGCAACCGGAUCAAGCCGGACCGUAAUCGGCAGGCGGUGAACGUGCAAAAGAUGCAGUGGCGCAACUCCAACUGGGUGGACGGGUUUCCGGAGCUGGUGAGUUCGAUGACCAUUGCGGACGUGAGCCCGCGGUUCGCGGUGAAGCGCAUCCUGCUGCUGUACGAAAACGCCCAGUACAGGGAAGCGGCCAACUUCGUUAACCGGCUCAGCCACAACACGUUCAAGGCGAUCCUCGACCAGCUGCCCAUCGACCUGUUCGUCGAAGCGAUGCCACACAGCCUGUCCAUACUGGAGGCCCUGUACGCCAAAGUGUUUCUGUCGUCCGAUUGCGGCGUCAAGGUGCUCCGGCCCGAACACGUGCUCAUGCGGCUGGUCAAGCUCUUCACCGGCACCGCGGCGGGCGGCGCGGAACGGUGGUUGGGCAGCACGCGCAAGCUGCUCAAGGUGAUCGUACUGUCCGAGCCCAAGCUGCGGAAAGCGCUGCAGGUGCGCCGCCGGUCGCUGGACAAGGCGGUCGAGGGCCUCGGCCAGCACGGGCUGGUGGGCACCAGCGACGAAACGCUCACCAACCUGCACGACGCGCUCAAGGUGGAGUUCCAGAAGCUGGUGGACACGUACAAAUCGGCCCUGCUCAAGCUGGAGGAGCUCAGUCUGUCCGGAAAGCGGGACGGCGUGAGCAAGGGUCCGGCGCCGGUGCAGGCGUCGCAUCAGCGUCAGCUGUCCCUGCAGCAGUCCGACAUCCAAGAGCGACUCAUCAAGAACAAGACGCUGCUGAACGUCGUUGAACCCGUUUUGGAGAACAAGUCGAUGGCUAUAUUGUUGACCAUACUCAAGCGGCGGGUCGAGUACGAUAAGGACGCGUUGUUCCAGUUCACUCAGCUCCGGAAGGAGCUCAAAGUCGAAUCGGAACACGUGGUGGCGCCUCUUCUCAUGAGAUACUCGCACGCUUGUGAACAGGUUUUGGAGUUCAUGAAGGAGGUCGCAGAGGACGAAGAUUCUAGCGAUAUAUCUGGCUACCAUUCGGACUCAGACAGUGCCAUAAUGAUGUCGGGAAAUUCACCGUAUGUCACCAAAAGAGCCAGACACAAUUUCAUUUCACGAUCAGUGCGGUCGAGCAGCAAUCACAGCACUCGCACUAGACUAGUAAUGAGCACUGGAUCAAGUUCGGCAAGUCCUCCUGAUGGCGCAGAGUCGUCUACGACAGCGACACCAAAUUGGGAAUGGUCAACCGAGAAAUCGAUGAAUACGUUGACCUGUUGUCGUAAGUGUGGACCACAGACUGCAUUACAAUUGCAGACCGUUAACGACGAUCGGGAGAAAUUGGCCUUGCAGACGGAGUUGGAAGCUACAAAAGUCGAACUAGAAAGGACUAAAGCUAAACUUGAGUCUUUAAACAAAGCUACUAAACAGGCACAGUCUUCUAAGGAGUUGAGUGGACCGAGAUUGGUAAGAUGCUAUGGUAACCUGUAUUCACAAGCCCGCGUGGAGGCGCUCGAAAAAUUAGACGUGUUACCGCAACUCGCCGACGCCACAGAGCUGAAAUCCAAAAUCCUCUUUUCCGUUGUCGUCUUGGCGUUCAGGUCCACCCAAGCCAUGUUGAACCAAAAAAAAGAACAAGUGAAGCGGCUGCUGUUCUAUCCGACGCCGUCCGGUUCGGCACACGUCGAAUUGGAGGCUUCCAUCUGCUCCUAUUUGAGGAGGACAGUGGACACUUUUGAUUUGACCCAGUGCAUCGAGGAAGUAAGCUCUCAGCUGUGGGCGACGUUGUAUGACUACCCGUGUCUAAAAACGUGUGCCGGUCUCCAUCAAUACAUCUGUGACGCAGUACGCUUAGCUUGGGCACUAGUAAAUCAGACACCUAGCUUUGUACUGGAAUACGAACAGAGAUCGUUUAAGCGGGAUUUGCACGUGAGAUAUCAUUCUUCAGAUUUGGAGAGUAAUCAAGUUCGGACUUACCUGUGGCCCGCAUUGCUCGAAGGACAAGCUGGACCGUGUGUACACAAAGCAGUAGUACUUACUUAAAUCAUAUUUUUGUAUUUUUUAAGAAAAUGUUGUUAAAUUAUUUAUUAUAAGUAUAUGUACAUAUUAAUGUGUUAAUGUAUUUAGUUGUUUAUAACUUUAUAAGCCCAUUUACAAAUCACGAUGGAAGUAAUUAUAUAAUUUUUUAUAUAAGCUAACAAUAUAUAUUUUUUUUUUAUACGAUAGUAUUGUAUAAUUAUACGACUGAGUAUCUUCUGAACUAGAAUAUAAUAUAACAUUAAACGUGGCAUUGUAUACUUCAAAAUUUUAAUAUGCAUAUUGUACAUAGUGUAUACCUUUUUUUUUAUUAUCACAACUCAUUUCAGAAACAAAUUUAAGCAUAUAAUUUAUUUUUUAUGGU